Molecule: messenger RNA, 2106 nt
Organism: Exophiala dermatitidis NIH/UT8656
Lineage: Eukaryota; Fungi; Ascomycota; Eurotiomycetes; Chaetothyriales; Herpotrichiellaceae
Product: fatty-acyl-CoA synthase
Exons: 4
Coding region: 1-2106 (701 amino acids)
Molecular function (GO): long-chain fatty acid-CoA ligase activity; long-chain fatty acid transmembrane transporter activity
Source: RefSeq, a predicted model, not a curated record
AUGGCAUCAGCCAUGAAGUCUGCGGCGGCAGCUAUGCUACCUCCUUCCGCUGCCGUCAUUGCUGCUGCAGGCUUUUGGCUGGACUCCACGUACCAUAUCAGAUCCGACAUUGCGCAAAUCCGGUGCAUGAAAGCAAACCGUGAUUUCUACCAGAACCUUUGCAAAGCUCAUGGAGAGUCUGACUGGUCCUUCUACCAUACACUACACUCGACUCGUGGGCAGAAUGAUUAUCAGGAGGCAUUUGUCUUUGAAGGGCGAAGUUGGACAUAUGCAGAGUUACGUGGAGAGAUUGGAAGAUUGGCCAAAGCUCUACAAGAUUUGGGAGUUCAAAACAGAACAGUGGUUGCCAUGUAUGUCAACAAUUCACCCGAGUUCAUGAUCGUAUGGUGGGCCUUGUACAAGCUUGGAGCAAUUCCUGCUCCCGUCAACACAUCGAUAACCCGAGAACCACUGAAACAUUGUCUACGAGUCAGCGAAGCAGAGUUUCUAAUUACCACAUACGAGUUAUUCGAUGCGGUGGCAACCAGCCUCGACACCGCCGCAAUUGUGCUCAAUGACACCCCGUCCAUGAGUUACAACGAUACUCAAUUACCCAAGCUUAAGAAGCUCAUCAAUUAUGACUAUGAUACCUACGAUCAUGUGGCGCAGUCUCUGCCAGAGUUGAAGAGCAACACGCUCAAGCAACAUCAUCUGCAGCCGGUCACACCACAGUCGGCCGACUGGCCCAUUGAGUCGAGGCCUGCGAUACGAGCUGGGGACACUUCUCAGUACCUGUUCACAUCCGGGACGACUGGCUUACCGAAGGCGUCUGUAUGGCCAGCGGCAUAUAGCAUGAUGGCGUGUGGCUCCCUCCGGUGGCCAUUGAUGUUCCAGAAGCAUCGACGAUUCUACAUAUCAACACCGAUGUUUCACGGUGGCGCUGCUUUUGCCGUUCUCCCUGCUACCUUCGCCACAUCUGGUACAGUCAUUCUCGCGAGGAGGUUUUCCGUCUCGAACUUUUGGAAAGACGUGCGCCGAACUCGAGCCAAUGCAAUGUUCUACAUCGGAGAGAUGAUUCGUUUUCUGGUCCAAGCGCCACCAGACCCUCAUCACCCGGAUGAAAAGGCCUCACAUGGGCUGGAGCUGAUAUAUGGCUUAGGACUGAGUGCGCCCGUGAUUCGAGCAUUCCGAGAUAGAUUUGGAGUUCCGCAGAUUGUGGAAUACUAUGGAUCGAGUGAGGGAACGACCAGCAUUGCACAUAGCACUCUGCAUAAUGGUGAGGAAGGUGUGGGAAAAGUCGCUUGCUGGGGCCCGUUGAUGCGAAGCAGGUACUUUGGACAAGACUCUUUCUACAUCAUUAGGGUAGACUUGGAGACGGGCGAAGUUUGGAGAGAUCCAAAGACCGGCUUGUGCAGACAAUGCCCCUUUGACGAAGUGGGAGAAGCCAUUACUCGCGUGUCGGCGCCAUUGCAAAGAACGCAUGACUACGUUGGGGAUGGUGGCAGAGAUGCCACGGAGAAGAAGCUCCUAAGAGACGUAUUCGAAAAGGGGGACUUGUUCAUCCGAAUGGGGGAUGCAAUGGUCAUGGAUCGCAACGGCUACGUUGCCUUUCGCGACAGGCUGGGGGACACCUUCCGCGCAAAAGGCCACAAUGUGUCGACUACUGAAGUCGAGACCGCUUUUCUGCAUCACCCCUACAUUCAGUCGGCGAACGUCUAUUCGAUUCCGAUGAACAAAUAUGGCUAUGAGGGACAGCUCGGGUGUGCAGCCAUCACCAUGCAGCAGAGUAAGGCCGACGAUCCAGCUGCAUUGCAGGCCCUGAGCACAUUGGAGGAGUGGCUCGUCAAAGAGGCUGGCCUGGCACCCUACGCGGUUCCUCGAUUUCUUCGGGUCAUGCCUGGUUCCGCCACCGAUUCAGUUGGCUUGAACGGCGGCAAAGAUCCAGCGGGCGAACGAGUGUCAACGAUCAUGAAAAAGCUGAAGACCGGCUUGAGGUCAGAAGCUCUAGAUAUUGAUCUAUGCGGUCCUGACAAACUCUUUUGGAUCGAGCAAGAAGGAAGUGGCUUUACCCCACUUGACACAGAGACUCUGAUGAGUCUGUUACGAGCGGGCAAGGCGAGACUCUAA